AUGGAAGGUAGCAUAGUCAGACGUGUAAUUCCCUCAGAUAACAGUUGCCUCUUCAACGCUGUUGGGUAUGUGAUGGACCAUGACAAAAAGAAGGCUCCAGAACUGAGACAGGUUAUAGCUGCUGCAGUAUCCAGUGAUCCAACAAAAUAUUCUGAAGCAUUUCUUGGGAAACCUAACGAAGAAUAUUGUUCUUGGAUACUUAACCCAGAGAAAUGGGGAGGUGCGAUAGAGCUUUCAAUAUUAGCGGAUUUCUAUGGACGUGAAAUAGCAGCAUAUGAUAUACAAACAUCAAGAUGCGACUUGUAUGGACAGGAAAAGAAGUAUCCUGAAAGAGUUAUGUUGAUAUAUGAUGGGCUCCACUACGAUGCUUUGGCUAUGUCCCCUAUGGAUGGAGCUCCUGAAGAGUUUGAUCAGACGAUUUUUAGUGUAAAUCCAGAUACUAGGACCAUUGGAUCAUACGAAUCACUUGCUCUAAAUCUUGUAAAAGAUCAACAAAGGAAAAGGAGUUAUACAGACACUGCCAACUUCACCUUGCGUUGUGGGGUUUGCCAAAUUGGUGUCAUUGGUCAAAAGGAAGCUGUAGAACAUGCACAAGCAACAGGGCAUGUAAACUUUCAAGAAUAUAAAUGAAGAAAACAAGUUUUUUUUUUUUUUUUUUAAAUCAAUCAACUCUUCAAGUGUCUGGUACCAAUAAGUUUGUGUUGUUGAUUAAGAAAAUGUUGUAAAACUU
Lactuca saligna is the source of this 730-nucleotide messenger RNA. NCBI's taxonomy places the organism in Eukaryota, Viridiplantae, Streptophyta, Magnoliopsida, Asterales, Asteraceae. The record is from the annotation of a GenBank genome assembly.